AUGUGUACUGGAGAGUACCAGUCCAGGUUUUGUACUGUUUGCCGAUUUACUGUUUUGUCAUUGACUGUCGAUUCGUCUCAACCCGAAGUGUCUAAAUUUUUUCUUCAAACGCAACAAAAAACAUCUGAAGCAUGUGGAAUACAUAUUAAAUCAGUAAAACGUAUUACAGCAGAAGGUGCUAAAGCCCUUUUACAUACAGAAAAUGGAGAACCGUCAUUUACUUCGCCUCGUAAGACAUAUAAACGCCUUAAAUAUGCGACAGGCAUCGAUGACUUCGACGAAGACGUUAUACGAAGAAUAGUACAUGAAUUUUAUGAUAAAGGCGAAUUCCCUACAUCAUUAAAAAUUUUAUCUAAGUAUAAAGAAAAAACCGGCUAUAAAGGUUCAAAAACAUCAAUGUGGAGAAUUUUAAAACAAAUGAAAUUCAGGUAUAAAAAAUGUAACGAUGGUCGAAGAUUUUUAAUGGAAAGAAAUGACAUUGUGGCAAUGCGAGUGCGGUUCCUAACGCGUAUGGUAAACCUACGUACAAAUAAUGAUGAUCGGCCAGUUGUCUACUUGGACGAGACGUGGGUGAACCAAAAUCACACGCGGAAUCAUAUUUGUCAAGACUCUGAUAACUUUGAAGGAUUUAAAAUGCCUACAGGUAAGGGCAGUCGCCUUAUUAUAUGUCAUGCUGGUUCGGGAAAAUUUGGAUUUGUGAAAAAUUCAAAAUUAGUUUUCCGUUGUACAUCAACUGUAUCUGAGGAUUACCAUUCUCAAAUGAAUUCGGAGGUUUUUAAAGAAUGGUUUACACGAAUGCUUCGUAAUUUGGAAGAGCCUUGUGUGAUAGUUAUGGAUAACGCGUCGUACCAUUCGGUCCAAAUAAACAGUUAUCCAAAAAGUAAUGCAAAAAAAAUAGAAUUACAAGAAUGGCUGAAAGAAAAAGAAGUAGAUUUUUCACCCAUGGAAACGAUGUCAGAAUUACGCGAACGAAUCAAACGGUUAAUUUCACAAGAAAAAAAAUACGAGCUCGAUGAGAUUGCAUUGUCAAUGGGUCAUGAGGUUGUACGGUUACCUCUGUAUCAUUGCCAGUAUAAUCCCAUCGAGCUCAUAUGGGCGCAGGUAAAAGGAAAGGUCGCAGAACAAAACACAAGUUUUAAAAUGGCAGAUGUCGAACAGUUGGUUCAUAACGCCUUGGAUUCCAUUACAACUGAUGACUGGAGAAAGUGCGUGUUACAUUGCAAUAAAUUACAGGACGAUGAUUUUAUUAAAGAAGGCUUACGUGAUAAAAUAUUGGAGCCAAUAAUAAUGACGAUUAAUCCUGAUGAUUCAAGUGAGAGUGAAGAUGAGGACAACUACUAA
Molecule: messenger RNA, 1341 nt
Organism: Melanaphis sacchari
Lineage: Eukaryota; Metazoa; Arthropoda; Insecta; Hemiptera; Aphididae
Exons: 2
Coding region: 1-1341 (446 amino acids)
Molecular function (GO): nucleic acid binding
Source: RefSeq, a predicted model, not a curated record